AUGUACUACGACAUGGUCGUCGUCAGGCAAAUGGAGAUGGCCGCCGACAGACUGUACAAGGAGAAGAAGAUUCGUGGUUUCUGCCAUCUGUCCGUUGGUCAGGAGGCCGUUGCCGUCGGUAUCGAGCACGCGAUCCAGAAGACUGACGACGUCAUCACCUCCUACCGCUGCCACGGCUUCGCCUACAUGCGCGGCGGCACUGUCCGCUCCAUCAUCGGCGAGCUUCUCGGUCGCCGUGAGGGUAUCGCCUACGGCAAGGGUGGUUCCAUGCACAUGUUCACCAAGGGCUUCUACGGCGGUAACGGUAUCGUCGGUGCUCAGGUCGCCGUCGGUGCCGGUCUUGCUUUCGCCCAGAAGUACACUGGCGGCAAGAAGGCUUCCAUCAUCCUCUACGGUGAUGGUGCCUCCAACCAGGGUCAGGUCUUUGAGUCUUUCAACAUGGCCAAGCUCUGGAACCUCCCUGCCCUUUUCGGUUGCGAAAACAACAAGUAUGGUAUGGGUACCUCUGCCGCCCGCUCCUCGGCCCUGACCGAAUACUACAAGCGUGGCCAGUACAUCCCCGGUCUCAAGGUCAACGGCAUGGACGUCCUCGCCGUCAAGGCCGCCGUCGCCUACGGUAAGGAGUGGACCAACAACGACAACGGUCCUCUCGUCCUCGAGUACGUCACCUACCGUUAUGGUGGUCACUCCAUGUCCGACCCCGGCACCACCUACCGUACCCGUGAGGAGAUUCAGCGCAUGCGCUCCACCAACGACCCCAUUGCCGGUCUCAAGCAGCACAUUCUCGAGUGGGGUGUCGCUACCGAGGAGGAGCUCAAGGGUCUUGACAAGGAGGCUCGCGCCCACGUCAACGAGGAGGUUGCCGCCGCCGAGGCCAUGGCUCCCCCUGAGGCCAACCAGCAGAUUCUCUUUGAGGAUAUCUACGUCAAGGGUACUGAGCCCGACUUCAUUCGUGGCCGUACCCCUGAUGAGCUUUUCUACUUCAAGAACUAA
Molecule: messenger RNA, 993 nt
Organism: Sordaria macrospora k-hell
Lineage: Eukaryota; Fungi; Ascomycota; Sordariomycetes; Sordariales; Sordariaceae
Biological process (GO): pyruvate decarboxylation to acetyl-CoA
Molecular function (GO): pyruvate dehydrogenase (acetyl-transferring) activity
Source: RefSeq, a predicted model, not a curated record